Octodon degus (degu) is the source of this 4581-nucleotide messenger RNA. It is a transcript of the gene Hyou1, whose product is annotated as hypoxia up-regulated 1. Gene Ontology annotation, biological process: negative regulation of hypoxia-induced intrinsic apoptotic signaling pathway; cellular response to hypoxia; endoplasmic reticulum unfolded protein response. The transcript has 26 exons. Bases 303 to 3290 code for a protein of 995 amino acids. NCBI's taxonomy places the organism in Eukaryota, Metazoa, Chordata, Mammalia, Rodentia, Octodontidae. The record is from RefSeq and is a predicted model, not a curated record. Gene Ontology annotation, cellular component: endoplasmic reticulum chaperone complex. Gene Ontology annotation, molecular function: ATP binding; ATP-dependent protein folding chaperone.
UAACAGUUUGUAGACCGGGGGGAGUUGUGAAGGGCGCGAGCUGGGGGCUGCGCUGCCGGCCGCGUGGGUACGUCUGCGCCGCGUUGUCCCAUCACCGGGACUGCAGGGCCCGAGACCGGAGCGCCCGGGGGAGGACCCAGCCACCGUUCCUGAGGAAGGCGGCGUGCUAGCCGGGGGCGGGUCGCGGCCGGAGUGAGGCCCGCACGGACGCCGGUGCGUUGGGCCCCACGCCUCGAGCCCGGGGCGGCCGCCGCGCGCAGGGCUAAGCUGGGAUCUGCUCUGCCGCUUCGGUCAGGGGCACAAUGGCAGCCACAGUCAGAAGGCAGAGGCCAAGGAGGCUUGCCUGUUGGACCUUGCUGGCUAUCCUCUUGGCAGACCUGUUGGCACUGAGUGACACAUUGGCAGUGAUGUCUGUGGAUCUGGGCAGUGAGUCCAUGAAGGUGGCCAUCGUCAAACCUGGAGUCCCCAUGGAGAUUGUCUUGAACAAAGAGUCUCGAAGAAAAACCCCAGUGACUGUGACCCUGAAAGAAAACGAAAGGUUCUUUGGAGACAGUGCCGCCAGCAUGGCCAUCAAGAACCCAAAGGCUACACUGCGCUACUUCCAGAAUCUCCUAGGGAAGCAGGUGGAUAACCCUCAUGUAGCCCUUUAUCGGGCUCGUUUCCCUGAGCAUGAGCUAAACUUCGAUCCUCAGAGGCAGACGGUGCACUUCAAGAUUAGCCCGCAGCUGCAGUUCUCACUUGAGGAAGUGCUGGGCAUGGUUCUUAAUUACUCCCGUUCUCUGGCUGAAGAUUUUGCAGAGCAGCCCAUCAAAGAUGCUGUCAUCACCGUGCCAGCCUUCUUUAACCAGGCUGAGCGCCGGGCUGUACUGCAGGCUGCCCGCAUGGCGGGCCUCAAAGUGCUACAGCUCAUCAAUGACAACACCGCCACUGCUCUCAGUUAUGGUGUCUUCCGCCGGAAAGAUAUCAACACCACUGCACAGAAUGUCAUGUUCUAUGACAUGGGCUCAGGCAGCACCGUGUGUACCAUUGUGACCUACCAGACAGUGAAGACUAAGGAGGCUGGGAUGCAACCUCAGCUGCAGAUCCGGGGGGUGGGGUUUGACCGCACCCUGGGGGGCCUAGAGAUGGAGCUUCGGCUGCGGGAACACCUGGCUGGGCUCUUCAAUGAGCAGCAGCGCAAGGGCGGGAGGGCCAAGGAUGUACGGGAGAACCCGCGUGCCAUGGCCAAGCUGCUGCGGGAGGCCAAUCGGCUCAAAACUGUCCUGAGCGCCAACGCUGACCACAUGGCCCAGAUCGAAGGCCUGAUGGACGAUAUAGACUUCAAGGCAAAAGUGACUCGAGCAGAAUUUGAGGAGUUGUGUGCAGACUUGUUUGAGCGGGUCCCUGGGCCUGUCCAGCAGGCCCUCCAGAGUGCAGAAAUGAACUUGGAUGAGAUUGAACAGGUGAUCCUGGUGGGUGGGGCCACUCGUGUCCCCAAGGUUCAGGAGGUGUUGCUGAAGGCUGUGGGCAAGGAGGAAUUGGGGAAGAACAUCAAUGCAGAUGAAGCAGCUGCAAUGGGGGCUGUGUACCAGGCAGCUGCCCUCAGCAAAGCGUUCAAGGUGAAGCCAUUUGUCAUCCGAGAUGCGGUGGUCUAUCCCAUUCUGGUGGAAUUCACAAGGGAGGUGGAGGAAGAACCUGGGGUCCGCAGCCUGAAGCACAAUAAACGUGUACUCUUCUCCCGCAUGGGUCCCUACCCUCAACGCAAAGUCAUCACCUUUAACCGCUACAGCCAUGAUUUCAACUUCCACAUCAACUACGGUGACCUGGGCUUCCUGGGGCCUGAGGAUCUUCGGGUAUUUGGCUCUCAGAAUCUGACCACAGUGAAACUGAAAGGUGUGGGCGACAGCUUCAAGAAGUAUCCCGACUACGAGUCUAAGGGCAUUAAGGCACACUUCAAUCUGGACGAGAGUGGCGUGCUCAGUCUGGACAGGGUGGAGUCUGUAUUUGAGACGCUGGUGGAAGACAGCCCAGAGGAAGAAUCCACUCUCACCAAGCUUGGCAAUACCAUUUCCAGCCUGUUUGGUGGUGGCACCACAGCAGAUACCAAAGAGAACGGGACAGAUGCUGUUCAGGAAGAAGAGGAGGGCCCUGCUGAAGGAGGCAGGGAUGAACCUGCAGAGCAGGUGGAAGCUGAAGUCCCAGUGGAGGGAUCCCCUCAGCCCCCACCCACAGAGCCCAAGGGAGAUGCAGCCCCUGAGGGGGAAAAGCCCUCCGAAAAGGACAAUGGGGGCAAGUCUGAGGCCCAGAUGCCCAGUGAGAAGGAGGAUUUGGGUCCUAAAGGUGCCCCUCCAUCCGAAGAAGAAAAAAAGCAGAAGCCUGCCCGGAAACAGAGGAUGGUGGAAGAGAUUGGGGUGGAGCUGGUUGUUCUGGACCUGGCUGACUUGCCAGAGGAUGAACUGGCUCGCUCAGUGCAAAAACUUGAGGACUGGACCCUUCGAGACCUAGAGAAACAGGAACGAGAGAAAGCUGCCAAUAGCUUGGAAGCUUUUAUCUUUGAAACCCAGGACAAGUUAUACCAGCCAGAGUAUCAGGAAGUGUCCACAGAAAAGGAACGUGAAGAGAUUGCUGGGAAACUCAGCGCUGCAUCUACCUGGCUGGAAGAUGAGGGUUUUGCGGCCACCACUGUGAUGUUGAAGGAUAAGCUGGCUGAGCUGAAGAAGCUGUGCCUAGGAAUGUUUUUUCGGGUAGAAGAACGCAAGAAGUGGCCUGAACGGCUGUCUGCCCUUGACAAUCUCCUCAACCAUUCCAGCAUAUUCCUCAAGGGUGCCCGACUUCUCCCAGAGAUGGACCAGAUCUUCACUGAGGUGGAGAUGACAACGUUAGAGAAAGUCAUCAAUGAGACCUGGUCCUGGAAGAAUGCAACUGUAGCUGAGCAGGCCAAGCUUCCUGCCACAGAGAAGCCUGUGUUGCUCUCAAAAGACAUUGAGGCUAAGAUGAUGGCACUAGACCGUGAGGUACAGUAUCUGCUCAAUAAGGCCAAGUUUGCCAAGCCUCGGCCCCGGCCCAAGGACAAGAAUGGUACCCGGACAGAGCCUCCCGUCAAUGCCAGUGCAAACAACCAGGAGGAGAAGGUCAUUCCACCAGCAGGCCAGGCUGAAGAUGCAAAGCCCAUUUCAGAGCCCGAGAAAGUAGAGACUGGGUCUGAAACAGCAGACACUGAGACCCUGGAGUUAGGAGGGCCAGAAGCAGAACCUGAGCAGGAGGAGCAGCCAACAGGACAGAGGCGGCCUUUGAAGAACGAUGAGCUAUAACCUCACCUCCGUCUCCCUUCCUCCCAGCCCCUUCUUUUGCCACCACUAUUUAUUACACAUCACGUGGGGGCUUGACUUCCUGCUCUCACUGGAAAUGACAUGUGGGGAAGGGGUGGCGCCACUCACCAGGUUCUUCUGGAAUAGCCCUGUGGUUAAAACCUGAAUAUGUCUGGACCCCAUCCCACUCUCACUCCUGGGUCCUCUACCCAUCCGGUCUGCCUUGGGGGAGAAUCACUAAUAUGUCUUAAUUCCUUGCUGAUGGAGACCUGGUAGCGGGAAGGCGUCUGGAUUACAGGAGAGCAUCCUUCCCCCUCCUUCCCUCCUUCCCUCCCCGCCUUGUAGUGGCAUCUGCUUUGGGCUAGUCUGCCGAGCACCUGUCACCAGGCUUUGUUUCCGAGUGCCUGUCUCUGCUCAUUUCCCCCCACCAAAGUGUUCUCUUCCCCUGAACUCCCUUGCCCACCCACUUUCUCUUCAUUUGCUUCCCUGCUUCCUGGCACACACUGGGUUCCUCUUUCCCCCUUGCCCAAAGCGUUCCCGGUGGAUUGGCUGGAGUCAGUUUGAAGUGUUCCCACUGCACGUGAGUCUUGGUGGCCAGAGCAGGCAGGAACAGCAUCAGUGGGAAGCUGCUGUAUGGGGAGGAAGCUGGGCAAAAGCGCUGAAGCUCCCGUCUGGGGGCACUUGGGCCCGAGAAAACCAGUAGAAUGAUGGGUGCAGGUGCAGUGUCCUUCCCAGGAGCCAGGUACUCCAGGUGGCAGUGACUGACUGUCCCUCCUGCUGUCCUUCCCCUUCCGGGUGGAGCCUUUCCCUUGCUCCUCUCCUUGGGCUGACCAAAAUGUGCUUUCUACUGUGAGGCCCCUAUCCCAAGACCCCUGGGGGAUGGAGAGACCUUGGUGUGAAUGUAAAGGUGCCACAGAGAGGCUGUGGGUACAGGAAGAGGCUCAGGGCUAGCCUGCCUGCCGUGCAUUGCUCUGCUGGAGCGGGGGCCCUUCCCCACUCUGCUGUGGCCUAGGGGGCCUGUCCUCCAGUACUCCGUCUGUAGUGGCAGAUGGGGCUGGCUCACAGCUCCAGGACGAGGCAAACCUGGUUGUCAUUCAUUUUGUCCCCACCCCUACCAUCCUUUUUUUUCUUUUGCCACAUUGGCAGCAAGGGACCUAAGUCCCAUCUCUUCCCCUACCCUCGUUUGAGUUCUUUCAUUAGCAAUUGAAGCUGGAUAGACAGGUUUAAAUCAAAUUGUACUUUGCUCCAUUGUUAAUUGAGAAACUGUUUCAAUAAAAUAUUCUUUUCUACAAUU